AUGAGCCAAAAAUUAGAUUUACAACAGGCCAAGAAAGCCAUCGCUGCCUUGUACAAAAAGAACAAACAGAGUUCUGGAAAUGACAUGCUUCAAAGCGACGAGGACAGCUUCAUUUAUGUCGAAAUUUACACCCACAAAAUUAUGAACAAGGCUCAAAGUAAACAAAAGCAAAUUAAACUGCCCAGCAGCCCUUAUCCUGAUAACUAUGAAAUCUGCUAUUUCACCAAAGACGAUGUGAAGAAGGUUGAAGAAAAGACCAAAAACACUGCCAUCAAAAAGGUCAUCGAUCUCAACACUCUUAAAACCGUAUACAAAUCUUACGAAUCCAAGAGAAAGCUUGCUGCCUCUUAUAACUUAUAUGUUGUUGACGACAGAGUGGCUCCAUUGAUUCCCGGUCUUCUCGGCAAGUCCUUCCAAGCCAAAAACAGAAUGCCCAUGAAGAUGAAGCAUUCCGGACUGAUGAAGACAAACGUCGAAAACAUUUUGCACUCUACCAACGUCAAAUUACACAACGGCCUCAAGACUCAAGUUCUCAUUGGUAACUUUGGUAUGUCUGAAAAGGAUGUUUUGAAGAAUUAUGAAGCUGCUGUUCCUGAGAUUGUAAAGAUUGCUGCUCAUGGAUGGGAUCAAGUUGAAAUGCUCGGUGUCAAAUGUGAAGGUCUUCCUUACCUCCCCACCUACACAUCUUUCCCCAAGGCUGACAGCAAGACUACUGCUGAAAAGAAGCAAUCUACCAAGGAGGAGAAGAAGAAGGAGGCUGCUCCUGCCAAGAAGACUGCCGCUGCUGAGAAGAAGACUGCCGCUGCUGAGAAGAAGACUGCCGCUGCUGAGAAGAAGGCUGCCGCUGCUGAGAAGAAGGCUGCUCCUGCUAAAAAGGCUACUGCUGCUGCUCCUAAGAAGGCUGCCACUACUACAACUACCAAGAAGGCCGCUGCCAACAAGAAGAAUGCUGUUGCACCUGCCAAAAAGACCGAGACAAAGAAGGUUACAAAGAAGGUUGCUGCAUCCAAGAGCAAGAAAUAG
Messenger RNA from Mucor velutinosus, 1023 nucleotides. RefSeq names its product 60S ribosomal protein L7. NCBI's taxonomy places the organism in Eukaryota, Fungi, Mucoromycota, Mucoromycetes, Mucorales, Mucoraceae. The transcript is spliced from 6 exons. The record is from RefSeq and is a predicted model, not a curated record. The coding region runs from base 1 to 1023 and encodes 340 amino acids.